Molecule: messenger RNA, 3696 nt
Organism: Electrophorus electricus (electric eel)
Lineage: Eukaryota; Metazoa; Chordata; Actinopteri; Gymnotiformes; Gymnotidae
Gene: senp2
Product: SUMO specific peptidase 2
Biological process (GO): proteolysis; protein desumoylation
Cellular component (GO): nucleus
Molecular function (GO): deSUMOylase activity
Source: RefSeq, a predicted model, not a curated record
CACGCGCGGGAGGGGGGGGGCAUCGUACGUUGGACUGGAUGUGAUGCCACGCUCGGUGUGGCGAAGCCCGGCGCAGCAGACCUGGCCUCACCGAGCACGCAGGAGUCCCGUUCCCCUUGGUGGCUUGUGAUGUACGGGUGGAUAGUCGACGGCCUGUCGUCGCUCUUCGUGCCUUUUACGAGCGGUAACAGUCACGGUCACGGUUACGGUAACGGCCGCCCGCCACCGCGGGCUACGGUGACCGCCGCCACAGGACAAGAUUGUAGCGUUAGGCCUGCUAAACGCAGCUAUGAGAGUGUCCAUUCUCCAGAUGGUAUAUCGGAACACCUGGAGAUCAAAAGACCAAGACGAGAUGUGAUCGUCAGAGUUUUCAAGAAGACGUUUGCAGGGAUUACAGGGUUGCUUCGGUUGCGACAGCACAAGCCGUGCCAUUCUGAAAAAGGGAAAGGGAAAAGAAAAACACAGGUUGGACAUGUUGCUGUAAUGGGUAUUGAUGAACUUAACAGCAAUAGCCUAAAUAAGUGGAUGGUUAGUGGUGAUGUUAAAAUGGAAAAACCGGCUGAAAUCGGACUGCCUAGCAAAGAGAAGGCUUUUCCGAAUUUCUACCAGAGUGCCCAGCCCCUGAUGAGAAAACCGGAUGGACCAAACCUGUAUAUGGGGAACCAGGAUCGGCAAAGAGAGCGGCAGCACCGGAUGUCACUGCAGCUCCUGCCGUCCUGUGCUGGCAUGGGUUUGUCUGAGAUGGACCCCCCUGCCCGUACCCACAAGCCCUCCCUUACCGUGGAGGAGGCUCUGAAAGAAAGUGACCGAGAGCACUACAGGAAGCUAGUGGAGAUGGUGUCUGAGAAAUACUCGAAGAAUAAACCCCUACCGUUUGGACGGGUGAAGCCACAAACCACAACUUUUCCUCUGGAUGGUCACAAGCCCUUUAGCCGUACUGUUGAGCUCAGCAAACCAGUUCCAAUUAGAGUCAACCCUACUGUGUCAGUGUGGAGGGGUUCCACUUUAGUCAGUCACACAAAGGACAGAAAGGUUGACGUCACCUGUGGCACACUAGUCAGCGAUGCACGGGACAAGACACUAGGCGAGCGGUCUUCAAAAAAAACAGUGCCAGUAGACGUGGACCUGUCUGUGGAGGUGGAGACUAGGCUGAACCUGAAGGACAGAGAGGCGUUUGCGGUGUACCUACCUUCUACACAGACGUGGUCGGAGCUCCUCCCAGACACAGGGAAGCGCUGUGACGAGGAGUUCCCCAGACUGACCAAGGAGAUGCAGCAAGAGGUGAGUGCUGCCCUUGCCCAGAGGGACCCAAACCUGGUCCUGAGCAGCGCUUUCAAGCUACGCAUCACACAGAGGGAUCUGGCAACCCUACAGGAAGGAAGCUGGCUCAAUGACGAGGUGAUAAAUUUCUACCUGAACCUGGUGAUGGCGCGCGGUGAGCAGACUCUGGGCGGUAGGAAGGUCUACUGCUUCAGCACGUUCUUCUUCCCCAAGCUUCUGGCCGGAGGCCACCAUGCCGUGCGCCGCUGGACCAAGGCCGUUGACCUCUUCCUGUACGACGUCGUCCUCGUGCCCCUCCACCUGGGCGUGCACUGGUCUCUCGCAGCUGUUGAGUUCAGAUCGAAGUCGGUGAGGUCAUAUGACUCCAUGGGCCAGAGGCAUGAUGACAUAUGUAACCUCAUAAUGAUGUACCUGAAAGAGGAGUACAGGAUCAAAAAGGGCAAAGAUCUGGAAACCCUGAAGUGGACGGUGACCAGCACGCGAUCCGCUGAGGUCCCCCAGCAGAGGAACGGGAGCGACUGCGGCGUGUUUGUGUGCAAGUACGCCGACUGCAUCGCCCGUGCUCAGCCCUUCUCCUUCAGACAGUGUCACAUGACCUACUUCCGGAAGGCCAUGAUCUGGGAGAUCCUUAAGCAGAGGCUGUUGCAGUAAGCGGGCGAUGAAUCAGACUGAUUGCGACCAAAGCGCAGCACCGGAAUGCAUGCGGGCGGCCGCUUCCAUGCUCACGUCGGCCUCGCCCCUGUCCUGUUUAUCCAGAAAGGCCUCACAGCUCCUCCUAGGUUUUCAGUUGUUGUGGUCUAGGUUCAACAGUAAGGAACUGGACUGUAGAGGCAAGACAGCAAGCAGAGAGUGUGGUGUGUAUGUUUGUUUUUUUAGUUGUUGUUGUUUUGUUUUAGUUCUUUGGUGUUUUUCUUUUUUUUGGGAGGGGGGGUGAUGUUAAAAGUAGUUUUGUUAACACUAGCCAUUCCUAGAAUUGUCUUAUUUCCCCUUACAGGUUAGUCUGUGUAUAGACUUAGCCCCCUGUUCAACAACACAGCUCUGAGGGUUUGGAUGUGUGCUAAAUGGAAUGGACUGGUGCGAUUUUGGGGGUAAAUUGACAGCAACAGUUGUUCCUUUUCUCGAGGUGACCAGGUGCGUGGACUGAACCUACCAAUGGUCGCACAGUAUAAAUAUACACUCACCGUCACGUCCGUACGGGGAGGAUGACGAGCUAUCUAUUUAUUGCUAUAUAGGCAGGAGAGAGUCCUAAAUCACCUGCUUGUGAUUUGUUUUUUUGACUGUUACUUCCUCUGAAGAAUUAUAAGCAAUGGCAGGAGUGAAUGUAUAUGAGAACUAUGGUACUUGAGCUGUGGAACGCAGUGACUGCAUCAGUAUUUAUUCAGUAGACUGGUUCUCUCCUCAUGUGUAGAUAUACCCACCCAGCCCAAGUGCCUUGAUGCAAUCUUUUGUUCCUCUCAGACUCUAAUCUUCAAUACUACGUAGAGCAGUGUGUUUUAAGGAUGGAAACACUAAAAGCUACCAGAAACGUGUGUGUGUGUGUGUGUGUGUGUGUGUGUGUGUGUGUGUGUGUGUGUGCGCGUGCGCGCGCGGUGUGUGUGUGUGCGUGCGUGCGUGCGUGAGCCAUUACAUGGGUCUAUACUAUAAGGAGGGUAUGCAGUGGCAAAGCUGAUGGAUUCUUGUAGCUGUUGUUUUUUUGUUUGUUUGUUUUUUAAAUUAUAUAUAAUAUAUAUAUAUUCCUCAUUGAUUAUAACCAACUAUUUGUAAUGCAAGGUUUUGUUUUUUUUUGUUGUUGCUGUUGUUGUUUUUUAUUUUUUAUUUGUUUCAGACGGAACUGGAAACAGGUGAGCGUGAUUAUUGACAAACAGAUGCAGCUGUAGUGCUUUCUCUCGGCAUUGUCCUUGUGUUCUAUAACCCGUGCAGUAGCAUUUCCGUCAUCUGUCUGUUGUCAUGGCAGCACCGGCUUGCUUCGGGACAGACCUUCACCCUCAUGUGGGCUGCGAGCGCUGAGGGAGAUGUGCAGCGAUGGCGACGCCUUUGGGUGUUACAGUCAUGACAUUCCAUCACCACUGUAAUCUGCUUUGGUCCCAGUUUUUCAUUAGACUUUAAUUUUAAAAAGCUACUUUAAUUUUAAUUGGAAAUGGGAUGAGGUAAGGUAACUUCUGUUUCAAGGUUAUAAUUGAGGAUGCAUUUUCUUUGUCUUUUUUUGGAGCUUGAGUAUUAAUACCUUGUUCAUCUGUCAUGACGGGUUGUAAGAGUGGAAAGACUGCAAUGAGGGGCCCCGUGUAGGGUUAAUUAGUUGUGCAUUUCUACAGACAGCUAAGAUGAUGUCCAGGUCUGCAGUUUGUGUGCUGGUUUGGCAUUCAUUGCAAAAUGUUGGUAAUUUUAUUUUUUUAAGUAAUAAACUGGAAAAGGUAG